Messenger RNA from Epinephelus moara (kelp grouper), 3431 nucleotides. It is a transcript of the gene vps51, whose product is annotated as VPS51 subunit of GARP complex. Gene Ontology annotation, cellular component: membrane; EARP complex; GARP complex. The transcript has 11 exons. The coding region runs from base 230 to 2740 and encodes 836 amino acids. Gene Ontology annotation, biological process: Golgi organization; retrograde transport, endosome to Golgi; endocytic recycling. Lineage: Eukaryota; Metazoa; Chordata; Actinopteri; Perciformes; Serranidae. The record is from RefSeq and is a predicted model, not a curated record.
UUGUAUUAGAAGAAAUAUGACAUUUCCCAGUUAAUUAUUUUUGAAUUAUUAAUUUAAAAAUCUCUCUUGUUAAGAGCAGAGAGAUAAGCUACACGAAUAUCAGUCACUUUAGAGCAAGCAGUGAGCGUUUUCCGGCAGUGGUUGUCUGUCUUCUGCCAGCAGGACGCCCGUCAUCUUUGUUUACCGUCAUUUUGUUUGUACAUUUCUCAGCUGGCCGGUGUCGCACAGUAUGGACGGUGAGGCGGACGGCUUGGUGGCGGUGCCCGGGGAGCCCGGCCCCGGCAGGAGGCGCAGGGUGCACGGCAUGUUGAAGCUCUACUACGGGAUAAAUGAAGAAGGAAAGGCUGCGGAGCAGGCGGAGUCCUUGGAUCCCUGCGACAUCAACGGGCCGCAUUUUGACCCGGAGCAUUUCCUCAACAAGCUCAGAAGAGAGUGCUCUCUUGCCGAGCUGAUGGACCAGGAGACCUGCAUGGUCAAGCAGAUCCGCUCUCUGGACAGCGAUAUGCAGACGCUGGUGUAUGAAAACUACAACAAGUUUAUAUCUGCGACAGACACCAUAAGAAAGAUGAAGAACGACUUUAAAAAGAUGGAGGAUGAAAUGGAUUGCCUGUCUGCUAACAUGGCAGCAAUCACUGAGUUCAGUGCUCGUAUCAGCGGGACUCUUCAAGACCAGCACGCACAGAUCACAAAGCUCUCAGGGGUUCACACUCUGUUGAGGAAGCUGCAGUUUCUGUUCGAACUGCCUGCUAGAUUAAAUAAGUGUCUGGAGCUGCAGGCCUACGCUCAGGCAGUGAGAUCCCACCGCCGUGCUCGCUGCGUGCUGCAGCAGUACAGCCACCUGCCCUCCUUCAAAGGAAUUCAGGAUGAUUGUCACGCCAUCAUGGAUAAGCUGGCACAGGAGCUGCGGCAGAAGUUCAGGGAUGGCGGGUCAAGCGCUAAAGAUUUAUCAGAGUGUGUGGAGCUGCUGCUACAGUUAGAUGAGCCAGCCGAGGAGCUCUGUGAUAAAUUCCUGAGCCAUGCGCGGUCUCGGCUGGAGUCGGACCUCCAGGGUCUGGAAGCAGAGAUAAGACCGUACCCCUCCGCCUCGGCUGUGAAAGAUGCUUCUGCACGCGUGCUGUCAUCCACUGCAGCCGCUGAAUCUCCGACUGAUAACUCCCCCAACACGAGCACUAUGCCUUCUCCCACCUCAAACACUGACAUCCUGGAAUUCAUCGACAGAGGCUGCAAUGAAUUUGUCAGCAGCUUAUGUUUAGUAAUAACAUCUUAUCAAGAACUAUUUAUCAACCACGCUCAGACAGGAGAGCUAGCCUCCAAAAAUAUUCCUCAGAUGGCUAAUGGUAAGUUGCACGCCUUUGUGGAUGACCUUGCUGCUCGGUAUUUCUCGCUGGUGGAGCGGAGGAUACAAGAGGAGAAAGGGGUCGGAGAUAACUCCCUCCUGGUCCGUGCACUCGACCGCUUCUACCGGAGACUCCAGGCUGUGGCCAAACUGCUGCCAGGCUCCGCCGUGCCAAACCAGGGGAGUGAAAUCGUGAUCCGGGCCGCAACAGAGCGAGUGAAGCAGUACCUCUCUGCCCUGCAGAGCUUCUACAUGGACAGCUUGACGGACGUGAGGCAAGCCCUGGCGACACCUCGCCUCUCUGUGGCUGGUGCUUCGGUGGCUGGAGGCGGAGCUCUUCUAGGCGGGGCGGCCUCUGGGAGAGACGCUCCGACCAGCUUGCCAGAGCUGCUCUCCUCCCUGUCGGCCUCCAUUCUCAAUCAGAUAAAGUCAGUGUUGGCAUCAGUGCAUCUCUUCACAGCUAAGGACAUUACAUUCUCCAACAAGCCGUACUUCAAGGGUGAAUUCUGCAGCCAGGGUGUACGUGAGAGCCUGGUGGUGAGCUUUAUAAAGUUUGUGUGCCAGUCGUCUCGACAGUUUUGUGAGAGCGCGGGAGACAAGGGAGGUUCGACUCCCCCGGCCCUUCUGUUGCUGCUCUCUCGCCUCUGCUUGGACUAUGAAACCUCCACCAUCUCCUACAUACUCACUCUCACAGAUGAACAGUUCCUUGCGCAGCAUCACAGUCCUGUAACACCUGUUACAACUUUAUGUGCGGAAGCCAGAGAGGCAGCACAGAAACUGCUGAACCACUACGUAAAGGUUCAGGGCCUGAUCAUCUCCCAGAUGUUAAGAAAAAGCGUCGAAACACGAGACUGGGUCAACACUAUCGAGCCCCGAAACGUCCGGGCUGUGAUGAAGAGAGUAGUCGAGGACACCACCUCGAUUGACGUGCAGGUUGGUCUGUUGUAUGAAGAAGGCGUGAGGAAAGCACACAGCAGCGACUCCAGCAAAAGAACUUUCUCUGUCUACAGCAGCUCGAGGCAGCAAGCGCGCUAUGCUGCCAGCUACACUCCAAGUGCUCCCAUGGAUACUAAUCUACUGAGCAACAUACACAAGCUGUUCUCUGAGAGGAUCGACAUCUUCAGCUCAGUGGAGUUCAACAAGGUCUCCGUGAUGACAGGAAUUAUCAAAAUCAGUCUAAAGACAUUCCUGGAGUGUGUCCGCCUGCGCACCUUCGGCCGCUACGGGCUGCAGCAGAUCCAGGUGGACUGCCACUACCUGCAGAUGUACCUGUGGCGCUUCGUCUCCGAUGAGAACCUCGUGCACUUCCUGCUGGAUGAGAUAGUGGGGAGCUCCGCCCACCGCUGCCUGGAUCCUGCCCCAAUGGAGCAAAGUGUGAUCGAAGUCAUCUGUGAGCGGGGUUAAAGCUCAGUGCAGCACACAGCCAGUCUUCUCCAAACACCAUAUCACAGAGUUACAACAAACACUGGAAUCAUGCAUCGAAGUUCAAACACUUUGUUACAUAAUUACUGUUAAAUGUUAAAUUAAUUGAUCCAGAUACAUAUUAUACUGUAAAAAUGAACAUAUAGAUUGCACUUUUAUUGCUGUAAGAAUGUCAGUAAAUCUUCCAACACUAAAGAAAGUCAGUUUGGGAAAGAUUAACAUUACAUACCACCUCAGUCUCUAGUGCUUGGGUUGCAUAUUACAACAGUCAUUUAAAAACCAUAGAAUAUAAGAAGAGAAACCCCUCUCACCUCCUCUAUGUGCAAAUAUAGAAGAAAAAAAAGAAUAAUCCGUGAUACAAGAGAAACUGUUUGGCUCAUACCCCUUGAAGGGAAUGUGUUUAAUGUGAAUACAGACUGAAUGACUGAAGAGAAAAGUUGUGUCCUGUGAAAAUCUCAUGUAUUCAUAAAUCAUUUUAGGGGGCUUUUGAAUAAUCUGCAAUUUGAAUAUCACCUGAUUACUUCUAACACUAAAAUAACUGCAGCAGAUUUACUUUAACUCUUGCCUUGAGGUUGGUUGAUUCUCUGUUUUCUGUGCAUGUCUUCCACAGAUAAACAGUACAUUUAGGGAUGAUUUCAACAUGUAUGCCUCCAAUAAAAGUGUAUGAAUGUAA